This is a messenger RNA of Mucor mucedo, 1584 nucleotides long. RefSeq lists its product as uncharacterized. Gene Ontology annotation, molecular function: xylosyltransferase activity; glucuronosyltransferase activity. The transcript has 4 exons. NCBI's taxonomy places the organism in Eukaryota, Fungi, Mucoromycota, Mucoromycetes, Mucorales, Mucoraceae. Bases 7 to 1419 code for a protein of 470 amino acids. Gene Ontology annotation, biological process: protein O-linked glycosylation via mannose. The record is from RefSeq and is a predicted model, not a curated record.
UUUAUCAUGUCGAAUGUAUCGCGAUUAAUGGAAUCGACACGCACUUUAGAAACCAAACGAUCGGGAAGCAACCUGUUUCAUCAACGUAAGGCUUCCCUAACAACCCUAUGUGCACCUAUCGACAAACGACAAGAGAAAAGAAAAAUACUACGUUCAGGUUCCUUUCAAAGAUCCUGGAUAAAGGUAUUUGAUAUGCCUGUCGUUCAACUCGUGGGUUGGUCCUAUCUCUUAAUCUGUUUUUGUCUUUCCACCAUUCAUCUGCUACGAUCCUUUUCUUUACUCGAUCCGAAUGCAGGGCCUAAAAUAGACUGGGAUAAAGUAUUAUUAGAAAAACAAAGCCAGUUCUCAUCUCUGGAUGAACUUUCUACACAGAUUCGAUUAUCCAAAAUGUUUAGUAAAUCCAUUGUCAAUAAUGACGUGAUUCGACCCUAUUGGUUCACAGCAUCCAUCAAGCCCAGUAAAGACGCAUUGACCCUGACAACCGUUUUUACCUUGCAAGAGUGGGAAAGUCUCACACAAUUAGCGGAGGCAUAUGAAGGUCCGAUCUCAGCAGCACUCCUGGUGCCUACAACGAAAUACGUGGAUAAUGACCAAUUGGACGAAAUCCGUGUCAAUUACGAGAAUACGGUAGCAUUGAAACGACAUGUGGAUAUCCAUCUUGUACUCCAGCAGGGCGGAUUAAACGAACAAGGACAAAUGAUUGGUACAGGAGGAUAUCAAGAAUCGCGUAAUCUUGCACGCUUAUUCAGUCGUACUGAAUUUGUUGCGCUUGUACCAGCCACCACUUUAUGGCUGACAGAUGUCUCGGAAAGUAUCAAGAAACAUGUGGAUCUGUUGCGAAGGGGUGAUUUAUUGAUUGUGCCUACCUUUGGUUUCCCCAAUUAUCAAGGCGUUGAAACCAGGUUAUGGCCCAUUGAUAAACAGUCUGUGAUUGAAUGGGUAGAGGAAGGAGAAUUUGGAUUGGCUGAUUACAAUUAUGAGCUGAAUAAUGGACCUACCUCUUAUGCGACAUGGAAAGAUGCUAAGGAUCCUUACUUGUUGCCUAAUUAUGAUUUUAAUUAUAGUCCAAUCUUUGUUUCCACGCGAUUAAAUCAUCCGUGGUGCGAAGAGAGGUUUGAGGAUCAUGUGUCUUCGUGUGUGUAUACCAAAUACUUGGCUGGUUCUAAUUUAUGGGUGCUUCCAAAUGACUAUGCAGUGAGAACAGGACAGGAGCCUGUAGACUCUCUCUUACCUCAUCAAAAGCGGUAUCAGAAUAAGCUAGCCAAGAAAUAUCGCUUAGAACAAUGUGUGUUUUACGCACGACAGUAUGAUCAAGACGGUAUCUUUGACACUGAACGAGCCAAUCAUGUCAAACAAGAAUGUUCAAUUGCCUUGUUAAGUUUACAAAAGCAAAAGAUGAUUUCAGAUAUUAUUGAAUAACGCCCUCCCCUUUUAUUAUUAUUUCUUGUACAUAUCCCCCCCACACACACACACACUAUAUAAAUUUAGCACCCAACCCAUUACAUAUACCUUACCCUUUUUUUUUUUUUUUUAGUCUGACAUAAAUUAUCCAAUCAGAGAUUAUCAUCUCUUUUACACAUACAA